CAGUUUCCGAAGUGAAGUCGUGCAGAGAAGCCACUUUGAACCUUCCGCUCCCUUCUCGCUGACUCUUUCAAAUCCCAGGUUUUAAACACCGCCCCCUCCCAUUUUUCUUCCCUAUAAAUUUGAUUUCUCCCUCCAAAGAAACACAGAAACUAGCCAUCGUCUUCCUCGAUAAUAAGAUUCCUUAUAUAUAAUUCCCUCUUCCCCUCAGACAUCUCUUCCCCAAAAUAGAAAAAAUAAGAGAGAGAGAGAGAUAGAGAGAGAGGUAGCAGAGGAAACAGAACAGCCGAACCGCCUCACUCAUCUCAGUCAUAUACUCAUCUGACUACGUGGUCCAUGAUCUGUACUGGGUCGUUGCUGUGGUUGUAUCAACCCACUCAACAACUCCUCCUCCCACAUUUCUCUCAUAUAUCAGAUCGUUCUCUUCACCGGCCACCUACAUCUUUCUGUGUAAACCUUACCGUUAUAUAACCCCUCAAACUCCCCCAAAUAAGAAAUCCAAACAAAAGAUUUCCAAUCAUGAGCACCGAACCCGCCGCCGCCGAGGGGGUUCAGAUCCACCAGACCCGCGGGGGGCUACCGGACUUCCUCCAGAGCGUGAAUCUCAAGCACGUGAAACUGGGCUACCACUACCUGGUUUCCCACCUCUUGACUCUUUGUUUGGUCCCUCUCAUAGCUGUCAUUAUCAUCCAAGCCUCCCAGCUCAACCCUGACGACAUUCACCAACUCUGGCUCCACCUCCAGUACAAUCUCGUCAGCGUCGUCAUCUUCUCCGCCGUUUUCAUUUCCGGAUCUACCGUCUACAUCAUGACCCGCCCGAGAUCCGUCUACCUCGUCGACUACUCCUGCUAUCUUCCUCCCUCGCAUCUCCAGGUAGAGUUCCACCGGUUCAUGGAGCACUCCAAGCUCACCGGCGACUUCGACGACUCGUCGCUGGAGUUCCAGCGCAAGAUUCUCGAGCGCUCCGGUCUCGGCGAGGAGACUUACGUCCCCGAAGCUAUGCACUACCUUCCUCCCAGGCCUUCCAUGGGCGCGGCGAGAGAGGAGGCGGAGCAAGUGAUGUUUGGAGCCCUGGAUAACCUGUUCGCGAAUACCAAUGUCAAGCCCAAGGAUAUCGGUAUUCUGGUUGUGAACUGUAGCCUGUUUAAUCCAACGCCAUCCCUUUCGGCCAUGAUUGUUAAUAAGUAUAAGCUGAGGGUUAAUAUUAGAAGCUUCAAUUUAGGCGGCAUGGGUUGCAGUGCUGGUGUUAUAGCCGUUGAUCUUGCUAAGGAUAUGUUGCAAGUUCAUAGGAACACUUACGCAGUUGUUGUUAGCACUGAGAACAUCACUCAGAAUUGGUACUUUGGGAACAAGAAAUCAAUGUUAAUACCCAAUUGCUUGUUUAGAGUCGGCGGCGCUGCUGUUUUGCUAUCCAACAAACCGGUCGAUCGGCGGCGAGCCAAGUAUAAGCUUGUACACGUUGUGAGGACACAUCGCGGAGCUGACGAUAUGGCCUUUCGGUGUGUUUAUCAGGAGCAGGAUAAUGCAGGGAAAACCGGGGUUUCUUUGUCUAAGGACCUCAUGGCCAUUGCUGGUGGAGCUCUUAAGGCUAACAUCACAACGUUGGGUCCCCUUGUGCUUCCUCUAAGCGAGCAGCUUCUUUUCUUUACUACCUUGGUGGCUAAGAAACUGUUCAAUGCGAAAGUGAAGCCUUAUAUCCCUGAUUUCAAGCUCGCUUUCGAUCAUUUCUGCAUUCAUGCCGGCGGGAGGGCUGUGAUUGAUGAGCUUGAGAAGAAUUUGCAGCUUCUCCCCGUACAUGUGGAGGCGUCUAGGAUGACUCUGCACCGGUUUGGUAACACUUCGUCGAGUUCGAUUUGGUAUGAGCUGGCUUAUACGGAAGCCAAGGGGAGGAUGCGAAAGAGGAACCGUGUCUGGCAGAUUGCAUUUGGGAGUGGCUUCAAGUGUAAUAGUGCGGUUUGGGAGGCCCUGAGGAAUGUAAAACCUUCUCCUAAUAGUCCAUGGGAAGAUUGCAUUCACAGGUAUCCGGUACAGACAGUUGCAUAGCUCGACCACAAUUCAGUUGGCCUCGAUCUGGGAUGCCUUGAUAUAUAGUUCGAACUAGCUGGGCAAUUUUCUUGUUCUUCUGUCCUCCCUUGUCACUUUUUUAUGUUUAGAACAAAAGCCAUAAUAUAUUUGUGUGCUUGUCUUGAUUUCUGGCAUGUGUUGUGUCUGGAUUAAUAUAGUGUAUGCAUUCCUUUCUUCAAAGGGAUAUAUAUAUAGAUAUAUGAAAGAUCCAGUUGUACAUGGAGUUUAUUUCAUUUAGCUUGUGACAGAAUUUGACUGCAUAAAUUCCAAUUCAAAUGUAAAUCAUGUUCGAUCGGGAUUGUAUUCUAAUGAAUAAAUGGGAACAGAUAUUAUCAUUUUCA
Alnus glutinosa is the source of this 2402-nucleotide messenger RNA. RefSeq names its product 3-ketoacyl-CoA synthase 4-like. Gene Ontology annotation, biological process: fatty acid biosynthetic process. Gene Ontology annotation, cellular component: membrane. The transcript has a single exon. Lineage: Eukaryota; Viridiplantae; Streptophyta; Magnoliopsida; Fagales; Betulaceae. The record is from RefSeq and is a predicted model, not a curated record. Bases 517 to 2040 code for a protein of 507 amino acids. Gene Ontology annotation, molecular function: acyltransferase activity, transferring groups other than amino-acyl groups.